Molecule: messenger RNA, 2712 nt
Organism: Rhodotorula graminis WP1
Lineage: Eukaryota; Fungi; Basidiomycota; Microbotryomycetes; Sporidiobolales; Sporidiobolaceae
Exons: 9
Coding region: 95-2635 (846 amino acids)
Biological process (GO): mRNA splicing, via spliceosome
Cellular component (GO): Prp19 complex; spliceosomal complex
Source: RefSeq, a predicted model, not a curated record
CGCGACUGCUGCUUGCACCCGCACAGCCCCGACGCGGCACCGCACAAGCUCAUCUUCUUCAUCGCACUCGACCGCCAACUCGGCUCUUCGCAAGAUGCGUAUCGUCAUCAAGGGAGGUGUCUGGAAGAACACGGAGGAUGAGAUCCUCAAGGCGGCCAUCUCGAAGUACGGCAAGAACCAGUGGGCCCGCAUCUCGUCGCUUCUCGUGCGCAAGACGCCCAAGCAGUGCAAGGCGCGCUGGAUGGAAUGGCUCGACCCGGCCAUCAAGAAGACCGAGUGGUCCAAGGAGGAGGACGAGAAGCUGCUCCACCUCGCCAAGCUCAUGCCGACCCAGUGGCGCACCAUCGCCCCAAUCGUCGGUCGCACCGCCAACCAGUGCCUCGAGCGCUACCAGAAGCUCCUCGACGAGGCCGAGCGCACCGAGAACGAGGAGCUCGGCCUCGCCGGCGUCGACGACGCGGGCCCGAGCGCCGACGAUGUGCGCCGUCUGCGCCCCGGCGAGGUCGACCCGGAUCCUGAGAACAGGGCGGCGCGCCCUGACCCGAUCGACAUGGACGAGGACGUGGCGGCGGUGCUGUCCGAGGCGCGUGCCCGUCUCGCCAACACGCAGGGCAAGAAGGCCAAGCGCAAGGUUCGCGAGCGGCAGCUCGAGGAGGCCCGUCGUCUCGCCAUCCUCCAGAAGAAGCGCGAGCUCAAGGCCGCCGGCAUCCUCAUGCGCGCCAAGCCCAAGAAGAACGGCAUGGACUACAUGGCCGAUAUCCCGUUCGAGAAGCAGCCCGCCGCCGGCUUCUACGACACGAGCGCCGAGCAGUCGAAGCGCCUCGCCGCCCCGACCGGCCGCACCCUGCGCGAGCUCGAGGGCCAGAACCGCAAGAAGGAGCGCGAGGACGCCGACACGCGCGACAAGAAGCGCAAGGCCAAGGACGCCAAGGACGCCAACGCCGACGCCAUGUCGCACUUUGUCCCGAGCAAGGACGCGCUCCUCCAGCAGCGCCGCGAGGAGCAGCAGAUCUCGAAGCGCCGCAAGCUCGUCCUCCCGACGCCCCAGGUCUCGGAGCGCGAGCUCGACGACCUCGUCAAGAUUGGUCGUGCGGGCGAGCAGGCGCGCGCCAUGGUCGACGAGAGCGGCAACGAGGCGAGUCAGGGCCUGCUCGGCGAGUACUCGGCGCUCGGUGCCGCCCGCGACGCACGCACGCCCAGGACCGCUCCCGAGUUCGACAACGUCAUGGCCGAGGCGCGCAACCUGCGCAACCUGACGGCGCAGCAGACGCCGCUCCUCGGCGAGGAGAACACGCCGAUGCACGAGCUCCAGGGCCGCACCGGCUUCGAGGGUGCGACGCCUCGCGGCGCCGUCGCCGCGACGCCCAACCCGCUCGCGACGCCGUUCCGCGCCGGCGCGUCGGACGCCGGCGACCCGAGCGCGACGCCGGCCUCGUCGGUCGGCGCGACGCCGCUGCGCACGCCGAUGCGCGACACGCUCAGCAUCAACGACGAGAACGCGUCGCAGUACGGCCUCACGCCGCGCGACGAGCGCCACCGCCAGAACGACGUCAAGCGCCAGCUGCGCGCCGGCUUCUCGUCGCUGCCGCAGCCCAAGAACGAGUUCGAGCUCGUCCUGCCCGAGGAGGAGGACGACGAGUCGGGCGCCGCUGCGGGCGACAGCGCCGAGGUGCAGGCGGCGAUGCGCAUCGAGGACCGCACCGAGCGCGAGGCGCGCCUCAAGCAGUUGCGCGAGCACGAGGAGCAGCUCGCGCUUGCUCGCCGCAGCCAGGCCGUCAAGCGCGGCCUGCCCCGGCCGCUCGACGUCGACGCGGCGGCGCUCCUCGCCCAGCUCGACCUCGAGGCGCAGGACGCGCCCGCCGACCAGCGCGAGGACAAGUGGCGCCGCGAGGCCGAGCGCGCCGUCACGGUCGAGAUGAUCCGCCUCCUCGAGCACGACUCGGUCGCGUACCCUGUCGCGGGCAGCAAGCGUGCCGGCGGCGGCAAGCCGGCCAAGCUCGCCGCCAUCGCCGACGACGACCUCGCCGCCGCGCGCAAGCUCGUCCACGACGAGGUGGCGCAGGCGGCUGGCCUCCCCGGCGCGUCCGACAAGGUCCUGCGCCGCGCCGUCGCGCUCGCGCCCGAGGACUUUGACCGCCUGUGGCGCCCGUCGUGCGAGCGCCUGGCGUACGACGCGCGCACGGACCGGUACGUCGACAAGGCGUCGCUGUCGGACGAGGAGCGCAUCGCGGGCCUGCGCAGCCUGAUCGAGUCGAACCGCGACAAGAUGGCGAGCGAGUCGGCCAAGGCGGCCAAGGUCGAGAAGCGGCUCGGGCAGACGCUCGGCGGGUACGUCGCGCGCAGCAAGGUGCUCGCGGGCAAGCUCGGCGAGGGCCACGACGAGCUCGCGCGAACCCGCAUCGAGCUCGAGUCGUUUGCGCGCCUGGCCAACAACGAGGACGGGGCCGUCGUGCGCCGGCUCGAGGCGCUGCGGGACGAGGUCGACAAGCUCGAGCGCCGCGAGCGCGAGGGCCAGGCGCGCUUCAAGGAACUGCUCGACCUGCAGGAGUCGCUCGAGCGCGAGUGUCAGGAGCUCGAGCUCAUCGAGGCCGAGGCGCUCAACGAGCGCGCGCUCGCGUCGAUGGAGGAAGAGUGAGCGCGAGGAGGGGGAGGUGGGGGUUGUUCGUGCUUUCGCGGGUCGCGCCCUGUGCAACGCUGUACAUCGUCUCCUUC